Messenger RNA from Labrus bergylta (ballan wrasse), 632 nucleotides. The record is from RefSeq and is a predicted model, not a curated record. Lineage: Eukaryota; Metazoa; Chordata; Actinopteri; Labriformes; Labridae.
AGGGAGCAGAAGCGGAAGUUUAGAAGUGAGGAAGCAGCAGCAGGAAGUAUCUGCACCGCAAACCGUGACAGUAAAGUUUGUGUCCUGUGAAAAAUGGCUAAAAACACGGACUCGGCCCGCUUCAGGAAAGUGGACGUCGACGAGUACGACGAGAACAAGUUUGUGGACGAAGAGGAGGGAGGUGAGAACCAGAGCGGUCCGGACGAGGCUGAAGUGGACUCUCUGCUCAGACAGGGGAACAUGAACGCCGCUCUCCUCGCCGUGCUCAAGAAUCCCCCCAUCAACACUAAGAACCAGAACACCAAGGAGCGGGCGGAGCUGCUGGUGGUGCGGGUGCUGAGCAGCUUUAAGAGCGGUGACAUUGAGAAGGCUGUUGGCUCUCUGGACAAAGCCGGAGUGGAUCUGCUAAUGAAGUACAUCUACAGAGGCUUCGAGAAACCUUCUGACAACAGCAGCGCCGUGCUCCUGCAGUGGCAUGAAAAGGCUCUUGCAGUGGGAGGAGUGGGAUCUAUAGUCCGAGUCCUGACUGCCAGGAAGACUGUGUGAUGGUAUCAAAGUCCACCUGGUACCAGAUGUUAGACCGACACUCGAUCAUGGGAGCUGAGCGCAAGGACUGUUCUUCUUCUUCUGUU